AUAUUUCUUAUGGGUAUAUAAAACACCUAGCUAUAGCUAAUUUAACUAGAGUUGUUAAUUAUCCAGCUAAUUAACUAAGCAUGGUUAAGAGUAGCAAAUCUAUCUACUUGUUCGCCAUCUUUUUAAUCUUCAUCCUCGCCGCCAAAAUGAUGAUGAAGAUGGCAACAGCACAGUAUUUACUUUGUGGGCGUAGAAGCAGAACAUGGUCGGGGUUUUGUUCAUUUUUUUCGUCGGAUGGGUGUGAUCGUCAGUGCCAGCAUUGGGAGGACGCGUUCAGCGGAGCAUGUCAUGGAUUUCCUCAUCACGCAUGCUAUUGCUACUACUUUGCUGAAUACAAACAGGAUUAAUUAGAGUAAGUGAAGCCGCCAAAAGAUAAAGGAUUACCGUCAGGUCAGUGUCAAUAGAGUGAGCCGCUGUGAACGUCGACGGCAGAAGCAUAGUGAUAUGUUACGAUCCUUGUGCCUCAUAUGGGUCAAGUUUAAACUUAACCAUAUGCUGCGGAGAAUUUCCACUAGCAAUGGAGUUUUGGGCUCAUUCCUUUCUCUAGGAGCAUACCAGAAUGGAAAAGGAUUCCUCAUGAUCAAAUUCAAAAAUAAAACUUAGAAGAAGCUUUGAUGUACUAAGCAACAAUACUGAAAAUGAUAUAUUUUUUGACAUAUCAUGUUCCGUUAUCGGAAUGGACAAUGACUAUGUUGAACAA
Molecule: messenger RNA, 700 nt
Organism: Alnus glutinosa
Lineage: Eukaryota; Viridiplantae; Streptophyta; Magnoliopsida; Fagales; Betulaceae
Product: defensin-like protein 19
Exons: 3
Coding region: 81-347 (88 amino acids)
Source: RefSeq, a predicted model, not a curated record